Messenger RNA from Zea mays, 4217 nucleotides. Its product is annotated as DDB1- and CUL4-associated factor 8. The coding region runs from base 1685 to 3778 and encodes 697 amino acids. Gene Ontology annotation, biological process: negative regulation of fatty acid biosynthetic process. Lineage: Eukaryota; Viridiplantae; Streptophyta; Magnoliopsida; Poales; Poaceae. Gene Ontology annotation, cellular component: Cul4-RING E3 ubiquitin ligase complex; cytoplasm. The record is from RefSeq and is a predicted model, not a curated record. The transcript has 21 exons. Gene Ontology annotation, molecular function: protein binding.
CACGCGUCUCCGACCGGCUGCCCCCCACUCCCCCACUUCGACCCGGGGGCGCCCUCUCUCUGUCUCCGGAACCCUUCCAGCCUUCUCGCUCCUGGAACCCAGACCUCAACCCUUCCGUCCCCGACCAUCGACCCCCGAAGGACCUGGCGGUGUCCAGAUUUCCAGAAGCAUCCCCCAUCCAGCCCCCGGCGAUCGUGCGGAACCUGGCGGCUGGGGACGCGGGAGAAGCGGCGAGGGCUAGCUGGAGAUGGACACGGCGGAGAAGAUGCGGUGGCCCUUUUCGGACGGCAGCGUCACCGAUCUCCUGGACGCCCGCAGCCUCCACGGCUCCCCCGUAAGGCCCCGUGGAGCAGCAAACCCCUGGGAUUUCUCCUAGCGCUUUAGGCGGCAUUUAUGCUUUGCUUUGGAUCGAAUUGGUCGAUUCGUAAGGGUUCGUGUCGGCGAAUCGAUGAUUCAAAGUGAUUGGCGGGGGCGGUUUUGGAUGAGUUAGUGGGUGCUGGGUUGCAUUUCCGGAUCGUUACUUUUGAUUAGGUUGAAACUCAGAAGGGUUUGUGGACAUGGAGGAACCAGCUGUUGUUCGAUGCGCAGCCUGAUACCAGUAAUUGGAUUAGAAUAGCGGUUUGCUAUAUACCGUAUCUGUCUUUAGAAAUUAAUUAAUAUCGGGCCACUUCUGAAAUGGUGCAGUAUCAAGUUGACUUCAGAAUUCUUGCUCUUUAUGUGGUGCAAACCUGAAACAACCUGCUGAAUGUUCAAGGUGAAAGUGAAACAAUACAAAAGAACACAUAUUGAUCUAUUCUUGGUGGUGGUGAGGUCUUUAGAGUGUGCAUACAGCAUACUGGUCCUUACCACCUAAUAUGUGGCAUGCUCUUCGCAGUAGCUCUUUUCUUCUCAACUUACAUAUGUAUGGUGACUUAUGGACCAGUUAUAAAUACAUGGGCAGCAGCAACAACAACAACAACAACAACAACAAAGCCUUUUAUCCCAAGCAAGUUGGGGUAGGCUAGAGUUAAAAACCCAAUAGAAACCAUAAUCAAGGUUCGGGCACAUGGAUAUCUGUUUUGCAUGCAUUUCUAUACAAGGCUAAAUAUUUGGGCAUGGACCAUCCUUUCAAGUCCCCUUUUGCUUUUUCUUCCUAUGUCAAUUUCGGUCUUCAUCUUCCUCUCUUCUCAUUGCUACCGUGCCUUAGGAUCCCAUUAUGCACUGGCACCUCUGGAGGUCUCCGUUGGAUAUGUCCAAACCAUCUUAUCGGUUGGACAAGCUUUUCUUCAAUUGGUGCUACCCAUAGCCUAUCACACAUAUCAUCGUUCUGGAUUCAAUAAUUAUUUAUUUAUUCAUGAAACUAUAUUCAGGAAUAAAAGAAGGCAGCAAACAUCAUAUAUAAGCCUUGAAGAAAUUGAUCCACCACAUGAAACAUGUCAUUUGUGUUAGAAAGAGCAAUGAAAAGGAACACCAAUGCCCCCAAGGCCCCAACUAUCCACAUUCUUGUUUGCUUAGUUACCAGGCAAAGAGGUCUGGUCCAGCAUCACCAUCAACUGAAGCAUUCACGACAAAUGGCUCUUCUUUCUUGGAAUUUGAUUUUAUAUAGUUCAGCAACUGCUUUCCUGCAGCAUUACUUGGUUAGGACAUUAAGAAAAAAGCACAGUUUCAUUCUUCUCUAGUGCAAAAGCUUGCUUUGGAAAAGGAGAUGGAGGGUCAUGUUGGUUGCGUGAAUGCUAUCGCGUGGAACUCAAGUGGUUCGCUUCUUGUAUCAGGAUCAGAUGACACUAGAAUUAACCUCUGGAAUUAUAAUAAUCGAGAGCUGGUGCAUGAUAUUGACACUGGCCAUUCUGCAAAUAUCUUUUGCACCAAGUUUGUCCCUGAAACAUGUGAUGAAGUAGUAGUUUCUGGAGCAGGAGAUGCAGAGGUUCGUGUUUUCAAUAUGUCUCGAUUAAGUGGCAGAAGGCCUAGAGAAAUUUCUAUGGAACCAACAAUGGUUUACCAGUGUCACUCAAAAAGGGUCAAGAAACUAGCUGUUGAACUUGGCAAUCCUAACGUAGUGUGGAGUGCAAGCGAGGAUGGUACUCUGAGACAACAUGAUUUUCGGGAGUGUAGUUCCUGUCCUCGUGCAGGAUCCGCUAAUCAGGAAUGUCACAAUGUGCUUCUUGAUCUACGGUGCGGAGCAAAGAAGUCUUUAGCCGAUUUACCCAAACAUCCAUUGGCACUGAAGUCUUGUGACAUUAGCUCUGUUUGUCCCCAUCAAAUCAUUGUCGGUGGGAGUGAUGCAUUUGCUAGGCUGUAUGAUAGGAGAAUGCUUCCACCAUUGAGCUCGUGCCAAACCAAAACGAAGCCGCCACCGUGCGUUAAAAUGUUCUGCCCAUUGCAUCUUGCUAACAGUAAGAAGACAUAUUUGCACCUUACACAUGUUGCAUUCAGCCCAAAUGGGAAGGAGGUUCUUUUAAGUUACAGUGGUGAACAUGUUUAUCUGUUUGAUGUUGACCCAGAUAAUCUGAGUUCAGUUAGAUACACAGCAGACUAUGUACGGGAACAAUUAUUUGUACCCCCUUUUCACAAAGUACCAGCAAAAGAACAUGCAAAAGAAAAGAAGACUUCAGUAAAUACAGCUCCAAGAAAUUUGUCUAGGGUAGAUAUGUGCAAGAAAUUUAUGCAAGUUGCAACAAGAUCUCUGGAGAUAGGCAAGAACUUAAUGCACGGGAUUGAAGCAUGCAGUGAAGUUCUUGAAUCAACGGAACCAGAUAUUGAUGAUGACAUGAGGCAUGGGUUUUUGUGUACUCGAGCAGCAUUGUACCUAAAGAGGAAGUGGAAAAAUGAUGUUUACAUGGCGAUUCGGGAUUGUAAUAGAGCGCGGAAGAUUGAUGCCACAUCAUAUCAAGCGCACCUACAUAUGGCUGAGGCACUAUUGCAGUUAGGAAGACUGAAGGAGGCAUCUGAGUAUGCAGAGGCAGCAAAUAGGCUUCUUCCCCCUCAUUGUCAAUUGAGCCAGCAGGUGGAUGAUUUCAAGCAACGCGUUGCUUCAGCUGAGCUUGAGAAGAACAGAAUGGAUCAAAAUGGGAACUCCAAAGCUGAUACUCAUGGAAAAUUACGCUCAUUGAGUGAGAUAUUAUUUAGACCUGAUGUUGGUGGUUCAUCAGAGGAGGGGCGAGAAGAUUCAGAUUAUGAUGAUGAAAUGGAGUUGGACUAUGAGACAUCAGUAUCUGGUGAUGAAAGCCGAGAGAAUGAUCAAGAUAUCUUACGGGGCAGAUUAAGUUACCGAUUUCAUCAAAGAGAGGAUCAAACCAAUGAACACACUGGUGAGAAUGGGUCAAUCGAGUUCGCUCAAAACGAUGAUUUUGCUUUUCAGUCAGAUGUUGCCAUCGAUAUGAAACAAAGAUAUGUUGCACACUGCAACGUUGGAACAGAUAUCAAACAAGCCAGCUUUCUUGGUGAGCAAGGGGAGUUCAUUGCCAGUGGAAGUGAUGAUGGUAGAUGGUUUAUAUGGGAGAAAAGAACAGGAAGGCUUAUUAAAAUGCUUGCAGGGGAUGGAGCUGUUGUGAACUGCAUACAGUCUCAUCCCUUCGAUUGUGCUGUUGCAACAAGCGGAAUUGAUAACACAAUAAAGCUUUGGACACCCGAUGCAAAUGCUACAUCUAUGGUUGCUGGACCAGAACUUGAUGUAUUAAGUGCCAUAGAGAAUAACCAGCGGACGUUAUGUCGGAAGCGUCAAAUUGUACUGCCUUUUGAAUUUUUGGAACGAGUUCGGAUGCGAGAGUUUUCAGAAAGUUUCGAGUGUAACCAGAGCUGAUUUACUAUCGCUGGAGUUGCUGAGCUUCUUCAGGAAAAGGGUAAUAGUUGGAAGAAUGAUAUCAUCCAAGCUACAAGCAGCCUAUGUUUGAAGUAGUGAAAUCGCAAGGCCUUGCUACGAAUAGAGUGUAGACACACCUGGAUAGAUAAGCAGGUGUGCUGGUGCUGAAACUAUUACUUGAGAUGUCAAUAAACAUUGGAAUUAUGUUGUGGUUUGGGGUGGUAUAAUGAUUCAUACGUGUGUAAUGCAGUGUGGAUUCAUUCCCUUUACAGAUUGUAGAUAUAGGUGAAAUUCUGCAGUAAGUGAAAAUCACAAAUGUAAAUGUGCGGUAUUGUCUCUGCGUGCCGCAGGCAGGUCAUGCUAGUUUGUGGUUGACGAUUGGGGCAUAUCUUCCCGUAUGGCUUGUUCAAUUAUUUCUAAUACAUACGGAUUCCUAAUA